AUGCAAGCAAACUGGGAGACGCUCGAAGUAUUACCUUCACACAAUCUCGUAGUUGUUCCGGAAAGUAAUAAAGUCAGAGCACACUUGAAAUCACUGCCCUCGACAGAUAUUACUUUCGGAUCGAGGAUAGGAGAAUGUGGCAGCCUAAAUCAAAGAUGCAGAGUAUAUAUACCGCCUGAAAAAGAGGAUGUUAUACCGAAGCGUGCUGAUCAGAUUAUCAAACCACCUCUUCCGGACAAGUUGUUGGCUGAACUUUACAGAAAACGAGAGAAACAACUAGCGGCGAAGCCAAUAGAAACAUUAAUUCCAACAACCUUUCCAACGGCUCACACUAAAUCCCCGUGUAAUCCCACUGCCUCAUCUCCCCGCUCAUCCUCAUUCCCCAAUCAAAACAUGUCUCUGUCUCAUUCAUCAUCACACAAUCCGCCUCUUAAGCGCAAUUCAGAUACGGUGAAAGAUGAUGAGGAUGGAUUUAGUGUUUCUACAGCCGACAAAACGACAUGUCCAAAGAAUAAUAAUAAUGUAAUUGAAACACUGCCAUCGGAUGAAAUUAUGGAAGGGUAUUAUGUGAGCUUAACUGUCGAGCGAAAUUAUACUGCAGCAAAAUUUCCAAAGUCUGUUUAG
Molecule: messenger RNA, 624 nt
Organism: Paraglomus occultum
Lineage: Eukaryota; Fungi; Glomeromycota; Glomeromycetes; Paraglomerales; Paraglomeraceae
Source: the annotation of a GenBank genome assembly